AUGCCAGCUACUAAAAUUUUCGCUCGUACUGUCUACGAUUCUCGUGGUAACCCAACUGUUGAAGUUGAUCUUCACUCCGAAAAGGGUCUCUUCAGAGCAAUUGUUCCAUCUGGUGCCUCCACCGGUAUCCAUGAAGCCUUGGAAUUAAGAGACGGUGACAAGUCCAAAUGGUUAGGUAAGGGUGUUACCAAGGCCGUUUCCAACGUUAACGACAUCAUUGCUCCAGCUUUCAUUUCUGCCAAUGUUGACUUAAAGGACCAAAAGGCUGUCGAUGCCUUCUUGAACUCCCUUGACGGUACCCCAAACAAGUCCAAGCUCGGUGCUAACGCCAUCUUAGGUGUUUCUUUGGCUGCUGCCAAGGCCGGUGCUGGUGAAAAGGGUGUCCCAUUAUACAAGCACAUUGCUGACAUCUCCGGUGCCAAGCAAGACAAGUUUGUCCUCCCAGUUCCAUUCCAAAAUGUCUUGAACGGUGGUUCCCAUGCUGGUGGUGCUCUUGCUUUCCAAGAAUUCAUGAUUGUUCCAACUGCUGCUCCAACUUUCUCCGAAGCUUUAAGAAUUGGUUCCGAAGUUUACCACAACUUAAAGUCUCUCGCCAAGAAGACCUACGGUCAAUCCGCUGGUAAUGUUGGUGAUGAAGGUGGUGUUGCCCCAGAUAUUUCCACUCCAAAGGAAGCUCUUGACCUUAUUGUCAAGGCCAUUGAAGUUGCUGGUUACACCGGUCAAGUCUCCAUUGCUUUAGAUGUUGCCUCAUCUGAAUUCUACCACGACGGUAAGUACGAUUUAGACUUCAAGAACCCAGACUCUGACCCAUCUAAGUGGUUAACUGGUGAAGAAUUAGCUUCCUUAUACGCUCAAUUAGUCAAUGACUACCCAAUUGUUUCCAUUGAAGAUCCAUUCGGUGAAGAUGACUGGGACGCUUGGGUACACUUCUACGCCAAGAUUGGUGACAAGAUCCAAAUUGUUGGUGAUGACUUGACUGUUACCAACCCACUCAGAAUUAAGACUGCCAUCGAUAAGAAGGCUGCUAACGCUUUAUUAUUAAAGGUUAACCAAAUCGGUUCUUUAACUGAGUCCAUCAAUGCUGCCAAUGACUCAUACGCUGCUGGUUGGGGUGUCAUGGUUUCCCACAGAUCUGGUGAAACUGAAGACACCACCAUUGCUGACUUAUCUGUCGGUUUAAGAGCUGGUCAAAUUAAGACUGGUGCUCCAGCUAGAUCCGAAAGAUUAGCCAAGUUGAACCAAAUCUUAAGAAUUGAAGAAGAAUUAGGUGACAAGGCUAUCUAUGCAGGUAAGGACUUCCAAAUCGCUUCUACUUUAUAA
Dujonia railenensis is the source of this 1320-nucleotide messenger RNA. The record is from the annotation of a GenBank genome assembly. Lineage: Eukaryota; Fungi; Ascomycota; Pichiomycetes; Serinales; Debaryomycetaceae.